UCCAAGAGCAGUCGCCGACUGCUUCGUAACUCACGGAAGAUCCCAACCACUCGUCUUUCUAGAUGCAAUUAAGCAUAAAAAUAACAACAAAUUUCAACUAAUUAUAUAGUAGGUUAUGUACAGAUUUACGAAUUUGACGUUUUUCUUCUAAAAUUAGGUAUUAUUUUUUUGAACGAAUUCGAAGAACAGUGCAAAAUGCGUGCCCAAGACAAAGACAAUAAGGCUAUUGACAAGCUCAAGCAAUUUUUUCGCUUGCAGAGGGGUACCUUCAAAAAUAGAGAGGACAUGGCCUUAAAUAAUACCAUCGAGAGGGAAAUUAGCCCUGAUAGUACAAUUCAUUGUCGAUUAAAAGCUAUCAAGGACUUGAGUGAUGCAGUUUUGAAUCAUCAAUGGGAAGAUUGUGCUGCAGAAAAACUUUGGUUUCUUGUGCAGGACUUGAUUAGACCUGAUGUUCCUAAAGAACAAAGACAAACAGUACUACAUUUUUUAAGAUGUCUUGUUCAAGGACAAUAUUCAAGACUAUCACCCUUGAUGAGGGUAAAAUUUUUUAAUGUCAUAAAAGAACAUAGCAUUCCUGAAGAUGUAGAAUUAAGGCUAGAAUUGCUACAGAGCUUAACUGAUAAUGGCAAAGAUAUAGUGCACUUGGAAGAAAAAAUGGGACCUUUUCUUUUGACGUGGAUGCCAAUAUUUACUGCAACUGAUAGAAAACGAGCAGCUGAAUUCUUAACUUUACUUGUUAAUGUAAUAAAAUUUAAUUCUGCAUGUAUUGAUGAAGAUAUAAUAUCAGGCCUGGUUUUAUACAUCUGCCAAUUAUGUUAUAACAGUAAUAAUACAGAAAUAGUAUCAGCAAGUUUAGAAGCCUUAGAUGCUAUUGUUUGUUAUAGUAAAUUGCAACCAGAUUCACUGCAAACAUUCAUAAUAGCUUUGUGUAAAACUGUGAAUGAUCAAGCAUACUGUCAAAUGAGUUGGAAGAUCAUGAGAAAUUUAUUAGGAACUCAUAUGGGUCAUUCAGCAUUAUACAAAAUUUGUUACUUAUUGCAAGAGCAAAAAUUUCAAAAAGAUGUUCGUUUACUCAGAGGAGCUGUAUUCUAUGUAAAUAUGGGUCUGUGGGGAACUCAUAGAAUAAAAACACUUCAAUGUACACCAUCGUCUGUUUUACCAUCCUUUUAUCAAGCACUUCAGUGCAAUCAUCCAAUUGUAAUGUACGAAGUUACAAUUUCUAUUCAAAGAUUAGUCAACAAAUUUGGAAUGGAUCUUGUUCAACCAACUUGGAGCAUUAUUUUUGAUAUAAUUGAACAAGUUAUUGUCCAUACAGAAACUAGUAAUCAACCUGCUACAAAACAAGUAUCUACUAGUUUACAUGAGACCAUUACAAGUUUUGAAUUGCUUAUGGACAAUAAUUGUUAUAAUGGUAAUGUACAACGAUUUUAUGAAUUGGUCGAACGAUGUUCAGAUUCAAGACCAGAAGUAUCAGUCAUUAAACUAAUAGACUAUCAAGCAUCAAUGGUUGCUCCAACAAAUUAUUUAUGGCAGGGCAAACUUAGUGCUUUGAUUGAACGUUACUAUAAAAUUGAAACUAGAACAAAUAUCCGUCUAAAAGUGCUCGAUGUUCUAAAAAAUGUUAUUCAAGUAAACAGAUCUGGAUAUGAAGAUGAGCUUAUUGAACGUAUUGUUGUACCCCAUUUACAACAUGUUGAAUUGGAUCCAGACAUCAUUAUUCGUAAUUACGCUGCUAAUGUCCUUGUUGAUUUAUGUUUGGAAUGUGAAUCAAAAAGGUGCAUGGAACUUUUGGAUAUUUUAGAAAGGAUUAUCAAUCGACCUUUCACAUUCACUGCUCUUGUACAAUCGGAAAAUGAAAUUCGAGAUGUAAAAAGUGCCGUUAUUGGAGUCAUAAAAAUUCUUACACAAAAAGUUUACCGAUUACCGUCAUUACAUGCGAUACGUGCAUACCAAAUACUCGUGAACCAUCUCGAACUUCACUAUCAAGACCCCAAAGAAAUUUUCCGGGACAUAUUUAGUGUCAGAUACUUGAUUUUCGAGUGCUUUUUGAAGGCUCGAGCUAAUUGUUUGGGUCACUUAGGUUUUCCUGAUCCGAAAUCUGGCAAAAUUAAUCGUUACAGUCCCUACCUGGUUCUAGAGAACCCAACGAGUUUAGGUAAUGGAGGAAGUAGCGCAAGCCCUCCGCCAGCGAGUCCCGUUCCUACCCAAAAUGCUUCGUCACAGAUAACCAAUAUUUCCUUAGCCCAUGCCUGCAAGGCUGUCACAACUGCUAUUAAACAAGAGAAAGAUUGGCAAGUCCUACAGUUGAUUCUGAAAGAACUUCCUCAACUUUUGCAGAAUCGGGCUUUGAUUUUGUCACGACAUAGUAAUGACAUUGGUUCGCUAGCUCUAGCUCUUUGUUCAAUGAUCGACGACAAGACAUUUCGACCAGCAGAUUCGUUGCAGAAUGUCCUCAGAAAUGUACCAUCAAAAUUUACAUUUUCCGACCUCCGCGCACAUUUUUUUCCUGUACUAGCUUCGUGUACAUCGUAUCACGCACACUUCGAUCUCAGCACCCAACAACGACUCAUUAAAUGUUUUGAGGAUGGGCUGAGGACAACCUGUGCUAGCCAAUGUGUAACGAGUCUCAUGACAUGCCAACUUGAGAUGCGCGACACAAUCAGCAAGCUGGUAUCCAACGUUCUCCUAAGCAUAUCGAAAAUUUCUGACACUGUGCUAAUUGCUAUUCCAAUUCUUGAGUUCUUAUCUACACUAGCGUGCUUACCCAAAGUUUACUCUAACUUCACCGAGGACCAGUAUAUGGCUAUUUUUGCUAUAAUGUUGCCUUACACUAAACCUACGAAGUACAAUCAUUAUACAGUAUCACUAGCACAUCACGUAAUAGCAGUAUGGUUUUUAAAAUGUCGAUUACCACUCAGGCGAAACCUUGUCAAGUACAUUACCAAGGGUUUAAAAACCAAUGCAAAAAUGUUGUUGGAGGAAGGAAAUAUUUCUCAACCAGAUCUUGGUCUCAAUGAAGACUCGUCGAAUCGUAAACGUAGUUCGAGCUUGACGGAACAAGGCAGUAGAGCUCGCAAAUAUGUCAGAGAAAAUCGUGCAUUGGAUCUAAAGCCACCAGUUGACAAAGCAUUAAUGAAUUUUCAUGUUGAACUCACGGAAACUUGUAUAGAUCUGAUGGCUCGUUACUCUUACUCGAUGUACUCGGCUCGUCCGAAGCGCCUCUUGGCUUCGGAUUUUUUGCUUAAGGAAGGCCUUUCGGCUAGUUGGAUUUUAGGUAAUAAAUUAAUCACCGUAACGACCAGCGGAUGCAGUAGCAAAGCCAUGCGUGGUCCACUUUGUGAUAACUGUUGGUCAGCUUGUAAAGCCAGUCCUGAUCAAGCUCGAUCAAGUCACUCAAGCUUAUUGCGAGCUUCGAGUGCUGAUGGUAACAGUGUGGAAAAAUUAUCGAGGCAAUCAUCCGGUGGUCACGCGAGUUCCAGUGCCAAUACAGCUGCUAACUCACCAACAGAUGAAAAUAAACGAGUAGUUGAUGACUUGGAAACCGAUCCGCAACAAAACAGCGAGGCCUACAAACUCGAGCAAAUCAUGAAUGUAGAUAAGCAAGAAGAACACCAGCCUUGUGCUUGUUGGUGUCAAGGUUGGGCUGAAAUUUAUGUUCGCAGGCCUACGGGUGAUACUUCUUGGAUCAUGAGAAUCCAAAAUAUGAUGCAUCUAGAUAUGCCUUAUGAUUUACCAUUGGAUAAUUUGACGGCUUUGUAUAUGCCAACUACUGAUAUGUUACCUCAGAAGACCAGUCAAGACCUUGUUUCUGAAUACUCCGAGGAUGAGUCUCAUUUGGAUGCAAUCGAUAAAAAUCUGGAACAUAUUUCGCCAGACGUUGGUAGUGUACUAAAAUCUGGAAUUUCAUCGUCUUCGGAACCAAUUGACAUACCCAGCUCCCCAGCACGCCCUAGCCCAUCUAAACAUAGUCCCCGAGAUAGUCUUGAAAGCCUAGAAGGGGAAGAUGAUUCUCGAAAAUCGAGAAAUCCAGUGCGGCGAUCGAAUUCUAGUCCUGAGAUGAGCUCAAAUUGGAAAAAUCCAUUUUUAAGUAAAGAUAAACUGACAAUACCAGCAAACGAUCGAGAUGACUCUAAUUUGGAAAUAGAUGUCAAAAACGAUUCAGAUCUUAGAAAACAUAUAAAAAAUUCUUACUCAAAAGACAUGAGGGUUAGUUGCGAAGCCAUACCGGAAGAAAUCUUGGGAGCAGGUACGACGCCACCGUCAAAUGAUAGCGGAGCCGACAAUAUGAAAGUAGGAUUACCCAAUCAGAAAACAUUUCCAAGUGCAAUAACUAUUCCGCCUAUCGCGAUGGUUACGGACAGUAACGUUCCACAAUCGCCGACGAAUCUUUUGUCAUCUCAACUCGCUUCAAAACCACCUCAAUCUCCUACUCAAGUCUACGCUAGGCACACAAGUUUAGACCUAAGUCACGCAAGACCGAUGUGGGAUUCUAAGCCACCGAUAGGCCGUAGUCCAUUAGUCGAUAAGCUCAGAGAAGAUAAAGUCGAUACUUCAGCUUUACCUCCUAUUGGUUUCCGCGAUAGAGGAUAUACGAUAUCAGUGAUGAGUCCUGCAAAAAUAAGAAGAAAUAAUUCUUCUAGAGUGAAAGAUCUGCCUUCAGUGAUGAAUUUACCUAACAAUAGAAAUGGAAUUAGUCCAAGUUUCAUAUUCUUACAAUUGUAUCACGCGGCGUAUUUUGGUCAGCCUGCUGAUAAGCCAUUAUUGGUACCCCAAAACAAUACUUUACUGCAAACAUCUAUUACUAAUUUUGACAGAAUUCAACCAUACGAAACACACAAAAUCGGUGUACUUUAUGUUGGUCAUGGUCAAGCACAAAACGAAACGGAAAUUUUGUCAAAUCAGCAUGGUUCAUUGCGUUACACGCAGUUUCUCCAGAGCCUAGGUACGCUCAUACGCCUUAAAGAUGCAGACGAAAGUAUAUUCUUAGGUGGACUCGAUCGUAAUGGUGAAAAUGGAAAUUUUGCUUAUAUUUGGCAAGAUGACGUAACGCAGGUGGCAUUUCACGCGGCAACGCUCAUGCCAACUAAAGCCAGUGAUCCCAAAUGCACGAGUAAAAAACAACACAUAGGAAAUAAUUAUGUUACUAUUGUAUACAAUGAAAGUGGCGAGAAGUACGACAUUCAAACUGUGAAAGGACAAUUCAAUUACGCUUGUGUUAUUAUUCAACCUCUUGAUCAUGGUACGAAUCACGUUACCGUUCAGGCAAGAGAAGAACUUAGUGAGCCUAUUGGUCAUAGCGAUCCUAAAAUUAUAUCUGAUCAAAAUCUAGCUCUUUUAACACGACAAUUAGCCGUUCAUGCUAAUCUUGCUUCAAUGGUUUGUUCGUCGUUGAAACAAAGCAACCGCAAUCCUUAUGCAUCUAACUGGUUGGAGCGAUUACGUCACAUCAAACGUUUAAGAAAACGCGUUCUCGAAGAAUCAUUGCGGAAAAACCCAAACGACGAUGUGUUGAAAAACGCACUCGAGGAAGAAGAUAAAAUGAAAAUAGUCGAUGAUCUCGUACAAGAUUUCACCGAUUUUACAACGUAAAACUAACAGAGCUUUUUCAAGUCAAAAAUAUUGUGAUGUAGUUCUAUUAUAUGUAAAAUGAAAUUUUUAAUUGUAAGCGAACAAUCGAAAAAAAAGUUCACUUUAAUAAAGUAUAUUUAUGAUAAAA
Molecule: messenger RNA, 5716 nt
Organism: Trichogramma pretiosum
Lineage: Eukaryota; Metazoa; Arthropoda; Insecta; Hymenoptera; Trichogrammatidae
Gene: gig
Product: tuberin
Exons: 21
Coding region: 196-5589 (1797 amino acids)
Biological process (GO): positive regulation of GTPase activity; negative regulation of Wnt signaling pathway; regulation of small GTPase mediated signal transduction
Cellular component (GO): cytoplasm; TSC1-TSC2 complex; nucleus
Molecular function (GO): GTPase activator activity
Source: RefSeq, a predicted model, not a curated record